This is a messenger RNA of Vitis vinifera (wine grape), 1845 nucleotides long. Its product is annotated as receptor protein-tyrosine kinase CEPR1-like. The transcript has 3 exons. NCBI's taxonomy places the organism in Eukaryota, Viridiplantae, Streptophyta, Magnoliopsida, Vitales, Vitaceae. Gene Ontology annotation, molecular function: ATP binding; protein kinase activity; nucleic acid binding. The coding region runs from base 1 to 1845 and encodes 614 amino acids. Gene Ontology annotation, biological process: protein phosphorylation. The record is from RefSeq and is a predicted model, not a curated record.
AUGGAAGAGUCAAGUCUCACAGUUGCACCAUCAAUUCUUGAUGGAGACAAUUAUGAAACUUGGGCUGUUAGAAUGACAGUUCAUCUACAAGCACUUGAUGUUUGGGAAGCAGUGGAAGAAAAUUAUGAAGUUCCUCCCCUGGGAGCCAAUCCAACUGUGGCUCAAAUGAAGUUGCAUAAAGAAAGAAGGACAAGAAAGGCUAAAGCGAAAGCUUGCUUGUUUGCUGCAGUUUCACCAUCAAUUUUCAUCAAAAUCAUGAAAAUUGAUUCAGCUGCAGAAAUUUGGGAGUAUCUCAAGGAGGAAUACAAAGGAGAUGAAAGAAUCAAGAACAUGCAGGUGAUGAACUUGAUUCGAGAAUUUGAAAUGAAGAAAAUGAGGGAGUCUGAUGCUGUUAAAGACUAUGCUGCACAACUUCUUUCAAUAGCAGACAAAGUUAGGCUGCUUGGAAAAGAAUUUUCCAAUGAGAAGAUUGUUCAAAAGAUAUUGGUUACACUUCCUGAGAAAUAUGAAACUACAAUUUCCUCUUUGGAGAAUUCAAAAGAUCUGUCAACUAUUAGCUUGACAGAAUUAUUACAUUCCUUGGAGGCUGUAGAACAAAGAAGACUCAUGAGACAAGGAGAUACUGCAGAAGGAGCAUUUCAAGCAAGAAUGCAGAAAAAUGCAGGCCAUAAAAAUGGAAAGGUGAACAACAACAAGUCGUGUGGCAACAACCAGAAAAAUGGAGUUUUUCCACCUUGUCCUCAUUGCAAGAAGACAAAUCAUUCUCCACAAAAAUGUUGGUGGAGACCAGAUGUGAAAUGCAACAAGUGUGGUAAACAAGGACAUGUGGAGAGGAUUUGCAAAAAUCAACAGCAGGAAGAAACUAGUGCAGCAGUUGACUAUUGUCAGGAGGAGCAAUUGUUUGUAGCAACGUGUUUUGCUAAUAAAAGCACCUCUAAAAGCUGGCUUGUGGAUAGUGGUUGUACAAACCAUAUGACAAAUAAUCAAGAUCUCUUUAGAGAACUUGAUAGAACAACUAUUUCCAAAGUCAGAAUUGGAAAUGGUGAGUAUAUUCCAGUGAAGGGCAAAGGAACGGUUGCUAUCGAAAGCCAAACAGCAAGGAACUGGCUGACUAAUUGGAUGAGUUUUGACAAUGAGAUUCGAACCCUGACAGAAGUUCAGCACCGAAAUAUCAUUAAGUUUUAUGGGUUCUGCUCCAGCAAGGGAUUCAUGUACUUGGUUUAUAAAUAUAUGGAGAGAGGUAGUUUGAGAAAUGUAUUGUAUGGGGAAGAAGGGGAGGUGGAGCUGGGCUGGGACACAAGGGUUAAAAUUGUGCAAGGACUAGCUCAUGCACUUGCUUACUUGCACCAUGACUGCUAUCCACCUAUCGUGCACCGUGAUGUGUCGCUGAGCAACAUUUUGCUUGACUCAGGGUUUGAGCCGCGUCUCUCAGAUUUUGGCACAGCAAGACUUUUGAGCCCAGGUUCACCUAACUGGACCCCAGUUGCAGGGACUUAUGGCUACAUGGCACCAGAGCUGGCCCUUACAAUGCGAGUCACAGAUAAAAGUGAUGUCUAUAGCUUUGGAGUGGUGGCAUUGGAAGUAAUGAUGGGAAAGCAUCCGGGGGAGCUCCUAUUUUCACCAGCAUUAUCAGCAUUAUCUGAUGAUCCUGAUUCGUUCAUGAAGGAUGUGCUAGACCAAAGGCUCCCACCUUCCACAGGACAAGUAGCAGAAGAAGUGCUGCUUGUAGUUUCAGUAGCCUUGGCAUGCACACAUGCCGCUCCUGAGUCACGACCCACCAUGCGUUUCGUGGCAAAACAACUAUCAGCUCGAGUCCCUGCUUCCCAGUCACACAGUAAUCCUUAA